Phalaenopsis equestris is the source of this 2028-nucleotide messenger RNA. Its product is annotated as UDP-N-acetylmuramoylalanine--D-glutamate ligase-like. The transcript has 13 exons. The record is from RefSeq and is a predicted model, not a curated record. NCBI's taxonomy places the organism in Eukaryota, Viridiplantae, Streptophyta, Magnoliopsida, Asparagales, Orchidaceae. Gene Ontology annotation, cellular component: cytoplasm. Gene Ontology annotation, biological process: biosynthetic process; regulation of cell shape; cell division. Gene Ontology annotation, molecular function: UDP-N-acetylmuramoylalanine-D-glutamate ligase activity; ATP binding. Bases 306 to 1808 code for a protein of 500 amino acids.
GAAAAAAUUGAAGAGAUGUUUCGAGCGAGUUUGACUGGAAUAACUCUAGCUCAAAUUCAAAACCGUUGGCUGAAAUCGACCGGAUUUCACCUCAACCUCUCAACUGAGGAGCAUUUAUGCACGAACUUCUUCUGUAAUGGUGACCCGACUCCUGUCCCGUAUCCCCUUACACACACCGCCAUCAUGAUUCACGCGAAAGAGAGAGAAAACAUGGCAGCGACGAUAACUUGCUCAGAGAACUCCCUCUGCUAUAAGAAGAAUGAACUUGCAAAGGAUAGCAUAAGUUCUCUUUGCUUGAAUACCAGAUGGGGUCGCUUAUUCUCUCUUCAAGAAUCCAAGCUCUAAGUUCGUUUCCACCUUCCCGUCUUCGCGGGAUUCGUUGCUCCAAAGAAGACCUCAAAGGGCAGCGGGUCGCGGUUAUUGGCCUAGGUAUAUCAGGAAAAGCUGCAACAAGGCUGGCACUUGCUAGAGGUGCUUCUGUUAUUGGCAUUGAUAGGAAUGAACAAUUAAUCCCUUUUGAAAAUGCGCCUGAAAUGGGUGAAUAUGCAAAUUUGCAAACAGUUCUUGGUGAUUGUGACAUUUCACAAUUGGAAAAUGCUGAUAGGAUUGUAGUUUCUCCUGGAGUUUCUCUCGAGGAGUAUGCUAUUUCAGCUUUGAUGAACUCUGGGAAGAAUGUAAUGUCUGAGCUGGAUUUUGCAGCAGAAAUUUUACCCCCAAAUGUCAAGGUUUUGGCUGUUUCAGGGACAAAUGGAAAAUCAACUGUUACAUCUUUUGCUGGACAGAUGCUUGAACAUUUGGGCAUUAAAGCCUUUGUUGGAGGGAACUUUGGGAAGCCACUCUCUGAGGCAGCUAUAUCGUAUUUAAAUUCAUCUUCAGUAGAAGAUAUAUAUCAGGUUGCUGUGGUCGAGGUUAGCAGCUAUCAGAUGGAAAUACCAAGCAAGUACUUUUGUCCUUCUGUUGCAGUGAUUCUAAACCUCACGCCUGAUCAUCUAGAUAGGCACAAGAGUAUGCAAAAUUAUGCUGAUAUAAAAUGCAAUCUAUUUUCCCAUAUGAAGGCCAGCAAGCUUGCACUUCUCCCAAUUGGUAAUCCUUACUUGGAUAAAGCUUUUCGCAAGCAUGCAAAUGGUUGCUACCUUACUUGGAUUGGCGAUUUCCCUGGUAUAAAGAUGGAUAUGGAAGCAAAAGUUGCAAAGCUUAAAUUUCCUACAACAGAUGCUGUUGCACAUUUAGACCUGAGUGAUCUAAGAGCGACAGGCACUCACAACUAUACUAAUGCUGCAGUGGCGGCAUUUUUAGUUCUUGGGUUAGAUGUUGGAGCAGAUUAUCUCUCUAUAAAUUCUAUAGUCAAAAAGUUGACACUUCUUCCACACAGAAUACAAGUUGUUUGUACUGAUGCUCGUGGGAUAAGGUGGGUGGACGAUAGCAAAGCCACCAAUGUUGAAUCGACAUAUACUGGACUGCUAAGUCUCAAAGAUCACAAGUCAAUCGUCCUUCUUGGGGGUCUUGCUAAGAUCCUAAAUGGUGAAGGCUGUAAUGGAUUUGAACAACUCGUGGAACUUCUUGAGCACCACAGAGCUGUCAUAACUUUUGGAUUUUCCGGGGAGAUGAUCUAUAGGACCUUAUGCAAUGCUGGCCUUAGCAUCCCUUGUAUCAAAGCUACAAAUCUGGAAGAUGCUGUUAAACAUGCAAAGAGCGUUGCAGUGAAAGGUGAUGUGAUUCUGCUAAGCCCAGGCUGUGCUAGUUUUGAUGAAUUCAGAAAUUUUGAGCACCGAGGAGAAGUGUUUCAAGAGCUAGCACUCUCUUCCUAGGCUGGAAUCAACUUCCACCUGCCCUAAAUUUUUGAAAUCAUGUGAGACUCAUGCCACCGGUUUUGGCUGAUUCUAGUUGCAUUUUUUUGCAUUUCAUGCUUGUUUUAUAUUAUUAUUUAAUUAUUCUGCUCUUUGGUUUGGAGUGCAAUGGUUUGCUUAUUAUCUUAUUUAAGAUUGGCUUCUUUUUUAGUGUAAAAUGGAAAAAAAUACUACAUCAGUA